AUGUCCUUGUCUCACUACCACAGCCUACACGUGCGCACCCCUCGUGUUGCACCCCCCUCUCAAGACGAUGAUUUGGGACAAUCACUGCACUACGGAUUUCACUACAUCGACUCGACAGAGCUCAAGGCAACCCUUGGGCUUGACCAUAUAGACGACGACCGCUCCGAUAGGCACACAUUUUCUUCACCACUGCUCGACCCCAGGCCCAACACAAAGGACAACAUCCCUCUUGACGUGAGACCAGCCGACGCAGACGAGGACCUCGCCCACGCCAUUAGGUCCUGGCAUCUUGCAGACCAGGUCUUCGGUGAGUUGCUGCAGCAAGACAGUUUCCCGUUCUUGUUUGAUCAACAGACGGCUCGAAACGACAUAACCGAACACGUCUGGAAGGAGGCUUGCGAAUACAUUGAUAGCAAUACCAAAAUACUCAAAUUCUUCUUAUUCACAUACGACCCUGAUAGACGUGAACUCACCAUUAUGGCACCGCUCGCCCUCCACAAAUUGGUUGCCAGAGCCAACUACAGAGCUGAGCUCGACACACACCGCAUUCACCCAGAGAUGUUCAAGUGUCACAUCACCCUCGUUUCAAUUCACAAGACUUCAGCAUUCAUUCCGUGUUUUCGGUGCACGGGGGACGGUGUCCUGGGUAGUGAGGAGAGUGGGGAUGACAGGGCGAGGCUGCCUGUAUAUGUGGGGAUUGCGUGGGUGGCUGCGACUGUGAGGGAUGAUUUGCCCAUGGGCAACACCAGGUAUAACAGUAUAGGGGACGGCCAGAUUGAUUUGGUGACUCCCACUUCCGCUGUUCUGAGAGAGGAAGUGUUGUCGGAAUUUCACCUGCACUUGUCACCGCAAAUACUGUCCACAGUGACAAUGUUCCUCACAGAAGAGGAAUGUACCUGUUUGGUAGAGUUGCUGAGCCGUACACCUGAUCUCAGCCACGUGUUGAGGAUGUUGCUGGCAAGGCUAGAGGGUAUUGAUAUUCCAAGUCCUGCAGACCUCGCCAGCGCCAGCCAAAUCACUGAUGACUUGGAUGGCAUGUGCGCCACUAGCAACAGCGGUGGCACCGCGCCGGAUGCACAGUGCAUCAUUCAAUCUGAACAUAACAGUGUUCACGAAGUAUGUAGUGACAAUGUCGCCAAAGGCAUUGGUGAGACAACGAUGCCUGACACAUCAACCGUCUACGCCCGCAAGACAAGGUCCCAAGUCCAACCACAACAGGAUAAUUCUCAAGGGAAUACAACUGGUACUCAGGGUGUCAUUGACUCUGAUACGAAUGCGCCCCAGCUGGGCAGGCUGCCAAUAUGGGACAGCCCGAAAAUCGACUACCGCCCUGUCUGCGCGGGGGCAUCAACUUCUCAAAUAUUCCACCAUAAUGAAGCCUUGGACUUUGCAGUGAUGGUGAGACUGAUGCAAUUGGGGUGCAAGAUUAGUAGCCUUCGUCGCUGUAAGCCCCAACCAACUCUCAAAGCCAUCUGGACGUCACAGCUGCAAGCGAACACCAGGAGAACCAUCUCACAAAGAACAUUCAAGAAUUGGAAUGCAAUGGGCUGUAAAUUUGCUUGGCUAGCCGGUGGUGGCACGGUGUACGUCCUGGUUCUGGUUGUUAUGAGGAACCUCAGAACGACCAUAGGGACAAUGGACGGUCAUACUGCCAACUAUAUAGGGAACAUCUUGAGAUGGCCAGACGCAUUAAGCACGGACACCGUCGGGUGUGGUCUCACGGUGUCCCUCAAGUCUGACUUAUCUGAUACUCACCCGCGGGGGGCAGAUGACACCACCGCCAAGAAUAUGGCCGUGGCGCCCAAGACCGCUCGAGUUCCCAGUAACACGUCAGCCUCGAAGUCCAAAACCAAGUGGGGCAAGAAGUGUGAUCGAGGGACUGAUGAUGAAGCAGAACACGUUGACGAGCGAGGCUUCAGCAAGAAGGAUGUAGAACUUCUGAAGCAGCUGGAACACAGAAAGUGUCAAGCCGACAAGCAGAAGGAAGUGCAGGUCAAGAUACAGCGCGAUAUGGCUGCGAUGACGGCUGAAGAGCAGGAAGAUGAUGAAGAUGCGCAGGAGGAGAGGCCUAAACACAAGAGGUCCAGGAAGGUUGUGGGGUCAGAGGAUGAUGAAGAACAGAGCAGCACAGAGCGAGAGGUGAUGGACAAUGCAGUGGCAGGCACUGGCAGCAGAGGAUGA
This is a messenger RNA of Fomitopsis serialis, 2181 nucleotides long. RefSeq lists its product as uncharacterized. The record is from RefSeq and is a predicted model, not a curated record. Lineage: Eukaryota; Fungi; Basidiomycota; Agaricomycetes; Polyporales; Fomitopsidaceae. Bases 1 to 2181 code for a protein of 726 amino acids. The transcript is spliced from 18 exons.